Emiliania huxleyi CCMP1516 is the source of this 687-nucleotide messenger RNA. RefSeq lists its product as hypothetical. The record is from RefSeq and is a predicted model, not a curated record. The coding region runs from base 1 to 687 and encodes 228 amino acids. Lineage: Eukaryota; Haptophyta; Isochrysidales; Noelaerhabdaceae. The transcript has 2 exons.
AUGCUGCUCGCCUCAUCCUGGCUCAACCCGCAAGCCACCGACCAGUACAGCUCCACGUUUGAGGUCGUCCCGCUUCGGAUUGGACGGCUGGAACAGCCACGCUAUGGCGCCGAGCACCUCCUGAUUUGCGCCACGCCUGAGCCCGGCGGAUCGCUGCUCCCACUCUCGCUGGACUGGGACGACGGACAGCGGCUCGAGCAGGAAUUGGAGCGAGGCAGCGCGGUUGGAGCGGGCGGCGGCGGCGGCUUUUUCGGUACCGCGGCCCUGCGAGCUUCGCUCGUCUUGCGGAAGGGAAGCUUCUUCUCCGCCGCCCGUUGCGCCGCCGCCGACCCUCUCGCGGGCGAGGACCUCUCCGCAGUCAUGCUGCGCUCGCUGGCCGAGGCGGGGCUCGAGCCGAAGCAGGUUGCGCUGGCGCGCCCCGGCGGCGCAGGCGCAGUGCGAUAUAGAGACAUGAAGGCGAACACGCCGGCCGCGCCGUCGGGCGUGGCGCUGCUGCCUCCCGAGGCGAGGCUGUAUUGCCGCGAGGGGAGCGGCCGAACGCGAAUCCUUCCCCUCGACGGCGCGGGCGAGGCGGUGGCGCUCGCGCGGAGGGCAGGGAUGCCGGUGGAGGUGUCGAGCGCGUUGUGGGAGGCGCACGCUGUCGCAGAGGUGGCGCUGCCCGAGCUGCGAGCAGAGACGCCCUUGUAG